AUGCGGGAAGCAGUAGGUGGACAUGCGGCUGCUCACCGCGACGCCACAUCACCGCCGCAGCAAAUUGAGCUUAGACUCGAGGAUAUGUGGAUCGGUGUGACUGAUCCGAAGGAAAGGCGCAGGUUGCAGAACAGGUUAAAUCAGAGGGCCCGAAGGCGCCGCCAGCACUUGACUAAAGCGCUGCCCGAAAGAUCUGAGCCGUACUAUCCUCACGCGUGGUCUACAACAGGGUCGACGCCCUAUCAACUCGAUUUUCAAUGUUUGGAUGAACUCCGUAUCUUUGGUCCGCUUGCCGCGAAGUCCCGCAGUAUCCUGCAGCAACUAGAGGCUAUGGUGCAUGUUGAGUUUGCAACUGGCUCACCACACGCCGAUAUGCGAUUGGGAAUAACUCGGUUAAACAUUUUGCGGGCAUUGUACACCAAUGUUGAGAUUUUGGGUUAUAAUGCCAAAGAUAUGGCGGCUGACGAGGCGCUAUCAAUGUUUGCCCUGAUUGGACCACGAUGUCUAGCAACAAUCGGUCGGGAGGCUCUCCUGCCACCUGCAUUGCAGCCCACAGAGAUUCAACGAACCGUGACCCAUCAUCCCUGGCUUGAUCUCAUCCCCAUACCUAGGAUGCGCGACAAUCUGAUUCUGAUGGAGAAUUUGAUGGACGAUCGCCAAUUGUGUCGGGAUAUGUGCGGCUACCGCUCUCAGAUACCUCGGUCGGGGCAUAGACGUCAGACGGGGAUAGGAGAAACGGGCGUGAUCGUGUGGAAAGACCCCUGGGAUCCCGCUGGCUGGGAGAUCACCGAGACUUUUUGGGAAUUGUGGGGAUGGACCGUCAAGGAUUGCUGGGACUUGUUUCGUUCCACCAAUGCAUGGCGGAUGCGUCGGGGAGAGAGGCCACUCUUUGUGAUACCUUAUGCCGGUAACGACUAG
This is a messenger RNA of Aspergillus tubingensis, 918 nucleotides long. Its product is annotated as DUF3425 domain-containing protein. The record is from RefSeq and is a predicted model, not a curated record. NCBI's taxonomy places the organism in Eukaryota, Fungi, Ascomycota, Eurotiomycetes, Eurotiales, Aspergillaceae. The transcript has 2 exons. The coding region runs from base 1 to 918 and encodes 305 amino acids.